This is a messenger RNA of Solanum tuberosum (potato), 1626 nucleotides long. RefSeq names its product putative rRNA methyltransferase YlbH. Gene Ontology annotation, biological process: rRNA methylation. Bases 123 to 1139 code for a protein of 338 amino acids. The record is from RefSeq and is a predicted model, not a curated record. Lineage: Eukaryota; Viridiplantae; Streptophyta; Magnoliopsida; Solanales; Solanaceae. Gene Ontology annotation, molecular function: methyltransferase activity. The transcript is spliced from 10 exons.
UUUUAGCUCAUAUAAUUCCCCAGUUUUCCACUCUAUCUAAACAGUGUCUCCUCAAUUUUAAAACGAAUAAAGCUUAAAAUCACUUCAACCAAAUUUUGCUUAGUGCAAUUGGGGUUACACAAAUGGCGGUUCAAUCAUCACACACUGCAUUUUCUUUUCUCUCACCUCUUCGGUCUCACUCAAUCGUCCCGGAGACCAGUUUGCUUAGCUUCAAGCCUUCUCUCGUCGGAUAUCCUUUCACAGCAACCAAUCGUCGCCGACCGUUCAUUAUCACAGUCUCUUCCAAAUCCAACAAUGAACUCUCAGUUGAUAAGAAAAGGCAGUUACUUGAACAAUACGGGCUAAAUCCGGAUGAGUUCUUAUCUGAACCAUCUCCAAAGACAAAGAAGAGAAGAGAACAAUCCAAGAGCGGAACCGGAAAACAGGUCCUAGUAGAAGAACCUAAGCCUCCACGGGAGACACAUAAAUUGCUUCAGGUUGUUGGGGGGACGGCUCGAAGGAAGAAAUUGCUCUCACCAAAGAGCAUGGAUGUGCGUCCCAUGAUGGAAGUUGUAAAAGCUGCUGCAUUUGGUAUUUUGCAAGCAGCCGGUGGUUGCCCUGCAUCUUUGAGGCCUGGCCGUUGGUUGGACCUAUAUAGUGGGACAGGAUCAGUUGGUAUAGAAGCCAUCAGCCGAGGGUGUUCUGAGGUGCAUUUUGUUGAGAUGGACCCUUGGGUUGUCUCAGAUGUUCUCCGGCCUAAUUUAGAAUGGACUGGUUUCCUUGAUGCGUCUGUCAUACAUACUGUCCGUGUUGAAAGCUUCUUGGAGCGUGCAGAACAUUUUCUUGGUGAAGAUGGGAGCUUUGAUUAUAUUAGUGUUACACCACCAUAUGCUGUUGUUGAUUACAGUAUAUUAAUGGAUCAAAUUUCAAAAUCAUCAAUAGUGGGAGAGAAUACAUUUAUACUGGUGGAGUACCCUUUCAGAACUGACAUGCUGGAUUCGUGCGGUUGCCUUGUUAAGAUAUCUGAUCGGCGGUUUGGUCGAACGCAUUUGGCAAUAUAUGGACCAAAGUGGGCACUGAAGAAGAAAUAUGUAGAGAAGACAAAGAGAAAGCAGGAAAAGCUGGAUUUGCUUAGGGAAGUGGAGAUUUCGGCAUCGUAAAUUUAGCUAAUGAGGAUCGCAUAACACAUCUUAUAGUCAAGAGAGGGUGUAAAAUGAUGUCAGACAGUUGAUUGCCCCAGUUCUCACCAUUUACUUACAUGGUCAAUUUCUUCUUGGGGGAAUUCUGCAUCACCUAGCUCCCCCAUUUGUAUGCCGUACUUGACUCAGUCAUAAUGCACAUCCAUCCGUAAGAAGGCAUCACUGAGUUUUCUGCAGGAUUUUGCUAGUAAAUGUAGAUAUAUAUUAGUCUUACUUAUUUUACACCUAAUGGAUUUCUAAGGUGACAUUUAUAUGCCAUACCUUGCUUAUCCUUGCCUUGGUUGACAUGCAUUACAUUAUUAUGCUAAUGGAGAAUGCCGAAGCAAAGUGUUGAUCUGAUCCCCAUGAAUUUCGUCCAGCAUUCUCUUUUCAACAUCAAAUCGAAGUUGUAUAUGGAAAAACUGGUGUAUUUUUCGAAUUUUUGAAUUAAAAAGCUGGAUAAGGAGCA